AUGAGCUUUGUGGACCUUCAUCCUCAUUUUGUGUCUGCCCGCGACUACAAUGAUGUGAAGACUGUUGUGGGCUUGCUCAAGGACCCGAUCGACGAUGACGACUUCGAGCGGCCGCAUGACGCGCCUUUUCUCCCACCCACGUACACCACUACAAUUCACGUACAGGAUAGCUUAAGCGGGGUGGUGUCGACACGCAACAGUGUCUCGAUGGAGGCGCCGCUGGGGCAAAAAGAAAAUCCCGGCAAGUCUGCCGCAACCGGCGCCGAUGCCGCCCACGCACCGUUCGGGGUUGACGGAACGGCCGGCGAGCGUUCACCAUUCGCGCCCGAUCUGGUCAACGAACCGCGGUCUUUCCAAACGAACGCGCCAAAAACACAUGCGCCACCUGCCAGCACCAUCGAGUUCGAGAUGCGCCGCCGUGCCUCGUCGUACCGCAAAAGCACGCAUCAGCCGAAGAUUUUGUGUGUUUGGGAUGUCGAUGACACGCUGGUGGCGACCGGUGUGAGUGGGGUGCGGCAGAAUUUGGUUUUCCGUGAAGCGGAGCUGGUGUCACUGUUUCGCAGCGCCGGUCCCCGGACGCGGCACCUCCUCUUGUCCCAAGGCAGCAUCGACGACGUUUUCGAAACAUCGGGCGGCCGGCUGCGCUGCAUUCAAAAGUUCGUUCAGCGUCUCCCGCAGGGCGCCGGGCGGCCUGGCUCGCCAUCCUUCAAUCCCUCUGCUGACGGUUCCUCCGCUCCUCUGCACAGGAAAAAGAAGGAGAAGAUGUCGUUUGCUGACAUGCUGCGGUGCGGCGGCGGUAAACAAACAAAAGAGCCGCCAUCGUCUUCGUCUUCUUGUUCUUCUGUGAAUCAACGCAGCACUCGAGGCUACAAUGUGCGGCAUGCUGAAGAGGGCGUGGGCGGCACAAAUGAGAAGGACAUGCGUCAGUUCGCACCGGGCACGGUGGUGGUGCGUCUGUCUUCUGUGCUCGACCGCGCGGAGGAGCCGGCCGAUUCCGCCUUCUUAAGCGACUCCACCAAACAACCCACCUGCAGACGGUCGCCGACGGCCGCCCCGCUCGAUGAGAAGGCAGAACGGAUGGGCCGCUGGCUGAUUCUCCGGCCUGAGGUGUGGGGCAUCACGCUCGCCUCCAUGAACACCAUUUUCCCGCCCUCUCGCCAUACGGCCUUCGUGAACGGCAAGGUGUACCGCAAAAUGGACGUGGUGUGGUCACUUGCCAUGACGGGGGAAUGGGACUCCGUCUUUUUCAUCGACAACAACCUCUCCGAGGUGGGCGUGGUGCGGUACGGGAUGCAAAUGUCCGACGUGCUAAACCUGCGCAGCGGCCGACAGGUUUGGCGCUUCUUUCAGUCGGAGUUUUUGCUGCUGGCCGCCUCGGCGAAGCUGCGGGAGAUGGAGCUGCGCUACGGCCGCGAUGUCACGAAGCCGCCCCCACAGCCGACGGAUGAAAACACCGUCAACACCGUCAACACGGCCGCGCCGCUGAAGGAGGCCGCGAAGUCGGCGGGAUCGAGUGGGGAGCUCCGCGCCAAAUCAACCGCCACCGCCAGCAGGGAUGGCGCGGGGGAAGGCGGGGAGUUGACGCCGUCAAAGUCGACGGCGACGUCCAGCACCGAUAGCGCCCCCCACGACGGUGUGUGCCAGGCUGGGAAGCAUUCUCGCAGCUGCGACCGCUGCAGAGUGAAAGGUUCAGGAGAAGUGCACGUGGACGUGGCGGAGGAUGUCCAUAUCAUUGAUCGACCGACGAGUGCACUGCCGCACGUGAAACAAGAGGCGAUAAUGGGCAGCAGCAGCUGCUCCGAGUCUCUCUCUCUCACUUCGGCGACCCCGCAGCACCCCAAUGGCACGUCGCCGCGCUUCCCGACGUCGCCGCCGCGCUUACUGCCCACACCGCUGCGGCCCAGCAGCAAGGACGUGGACUUUGUCGUCGUGAACCUUCACAUGCCGUGCGAGAUGUACCACCGUGUGUUGACUACUGCACGCACCAAUAGCGACGGGCAGUGCUCACGGCGGCGAGAGGGCAGUGUGCCGCCGCAGUAUGUUGGACAACCCGUGUUCAUCGGCGACCGCAGCUGCACGGACGAGCAGUACGAUGCUGUUCUGAAGUACUUCCAAGAGACGGAAAGCGGACUCUUUCAGCUGCUCGAGGAGGAGAUGCGCAUGAACGGCUUCGUGGAUGUGAAGAUGAGCAGUAAGUGGAUUCCCCGCCUCUACACUGUGUACGCGCCGAUCCGCAAGCGGCCCACCUUUAUUCCCCACAUGCCGCAGUUCUACGUCUCAUUUUUCGAUGCAGUGGAGGAGCAGGUGGUGAAGGCGUUGCAGAAGCACGGCGGCAGCGGCGCGUCCUGCGUCUUACACUCGGAGGCGCAGCGGCAGUACUUUGUGCUGCAGCGCGUACUACCUUUUAUUGACCCUUACCUGACCGGUGAUCUGGGCCGCAUUUUGUUUGAUAUUUACAUCGUAGACGGCAACAUCCCGCGCUCCUUGGCGGAUCAUCUCAAGAAGGCACUGAACAAGGUACGGGAGCGCAUCCUACCAAAGGCGGAUCACAAGUAA
Leptomonas pyrrhocoris is the source of this 2556-nucleotide messenger RNA. RefSeq lists its product as hypothetical. The record is from RefSeq and is a predicted model, not a curated record. Lineage: Eukaryota; Euglenozoa; Kinetoplastea; Trypanosomatida; Trypanosomatidae. The transcript has a single exon. The coding region runs from base 1 to 2556 and encodes 851 amino acids.